CCCGGCAACGAGCGGGGAAACGGCCGGUGUUGGUGGCGCGCGGCCGGGCGGGACUGGCCGGCGUUGGUUGAGGCAUGCCGGAGCGCGGCGGGGGCACUUUUCGGAAACUCCGGGGCGCGGAGAAACAUGGCACUCCCUACGCUGCCCUCCUACUGGUGCAGCCGGAGGCUCCUGGAUCAGCAGAUGGCCCGACAGCGACACCGAGAGCAGGAGGCCCGGCUUCGGCAGCAGUGGGACCAGAACAGCCGCUACUUCAGGAUGUCUGAUAUCUGUAGCUCCAAACAGGCGGAAUGGAGCUCCAAGACCUCCUACCAGCGGAGCAUGCAUGCCUAUCAGCGGGAGAAGAUGAAGGAGGAGAUGAGGAAGCAGCUGGAAGGCAGACGGGACAGACUCAGGCAGCUGCUGCUGGAGGAGCAGGACCUCCUGGCCAGAGAGCUGGAGGCGUCGCGGCUAAGCGUGGACUUGCAGGAGGGAAGGAUCCGGGAGCGGUGCGGCAAUCUGAGGUCGGCCCGAGAAGAGCAAAGGAAACUGAUUGCUGAACAACUUUUAUAUGAACACUGGAAAAAGAACAACCCCAAACUUCGAGAGGUGAAAACCUUUGAUUUGCCUAACCCUAAGUGGUUAAACCCUGACCCUUCCCGUCUCUAUCUUGGGAACCAUCGGAAGCCUCACGAAUGUCUGCUCUCAGUGCCGAGUGCAGAAAGGCGGGGCCGUGGGAGUGGGAGGCAGGGGCCACAGAAGGGCUCCCCCCGCUCCCCCUGUGCUUACUUGGCCACCCUCCAGGAGGCGGACAAGCGCAUCCUGCAGGCGCUCCUCGAGAGGGAGGACGAGAACCAGCGCAUGCAAUUGGCCAAGAGGGCGCAGGCCGUGGCCGACGCGGCGUGGAUGAAGCAGGUCAUCGAGGAGCAGCUGCAGCUGGAGAGGGAACGGGAGGCAGAGCUGCAGCUGCUGUUGAGGGAGGAGGCCAAGGAGAUGUGGGAAAAGAGAGAGGCAGAGUGGGCCCGGGAGAGGAGCGCCCGAGACAGACUGAUGAGUGAGGUUCUGACAGGGAGACAACAACAAAUACAAGAAAAGCUUGAACAAAACCGACGGGCACAAGAGGAGUCGCUGAGACACAGGGAGCAACUUAUUCAGAAUCUUGAGGAAGCCAGAGAGUCAGCUCGUCGUGAGAAAGAGGAGAGUGAAGAACUGAAAUCAGCCAGGAAACAGGAGCUGGAGGCCCAGGUUGCAGAGCACCAGCUGCAGGCAUGGGAAGAGGACCAGCAGCAGGAGGAGGAAGAAGAGGCGGCGAGGCAGGCAGAGCGGCUCACCGACACCCUGCUACAGCAGGAGGCGAAGACGAUGGCCAAGCGGGGCUACCAGCCCAAGCCCUACGGACAUCCCAGAAUUGCUUGGAACUGACUUUGUUGGGAACGUAAGCACAGAGAGCAGGGACGCUGAGGCCUGUGAUACGCAGGUGCCAGACAGUUGUACCGUGUUCUGUUCGAGUGUUCGGGUCACUGCAGAACAGUUGAGUGAACCUGUUCGGGUCCACAGUUACCCAGAGCAAGGGCCUCACCGGACUAAGGGGUUGUGGAGAGGCAGCACCCAGCAGGAGGCCCUUUCCUGCCUUUCGUAUCCAAGGAUGGGGCUCUUAGAGUCACACACUGACAAUACUGUCACGCAGUCCCUAGACUUAGAAAGUCAGACUCUGCAACCGCGCUAGGAGCUGUGCGGUGUGUCCUGUGACAGGAUAUAUGGUAUCCUGUUGCCUCAAGCUAAUUGUCCACCACCAGUGAAGACUCCCACUGGAGAGAUGAGGGAAGUUUCUCAGUUCUUAAACUUGCUAUUUAAAUUUCAUUAUUUGGUUGCGAGCAAACUCGUAAGUCUUGGUGCAGUUUAUUUCAGGGUUUAUUAAUUUAGCAGUCCCAGAAGUAUCACAUCUUGUUUUCUGGAAGAAAAAAAGCUAUGAACUCUGAGACAGUCUGAUGUGCUCCACAGAUGCUUUCUGGAAAGGUAGCAAGAAGUGGGUGUUUCCUCCUUCAGGAAACAUUUGGUAGAACUUCCAUAGAGUGCCCUGUGUGGGCUGAUCCCAACAUGUAUGUGACUGAGCCCCAGAAGGGAGCCUCAAAAGGCCACCUGGGUGGCUAACCUUCGGGCAUAACACUUUGGACCUCUUGUGUCUUGGGAAGGUCUUGGCAAUAUGCAGCCUUGUGGGAUGUGUGUGUGCAGAGGAAGGGGCACUGAGCCUGAAGGAAGUAGAUCACACUCAACCAGACUGACCAGAACUGCCUCUUCCCACUGUUCUAUCAACAUGACACAGUUCUAGAGUAAUCUCGGCAUGGAGUACAAGUUCCCUGCAGCAAUAAUCAUAUUUUUGUGACUUGUAUUUUUUUUUUUUUCAGAUUCUUCCUCUGAGGUUUCAGUUUUCAUUAUAUUAUAUUUAAGAUUGCCUGUCUCAGUAAAUUACAGCUAAUUAUAGGGCUAUGUGCCAGGUUAUUAAAAACCUGAGUUUAUUAAAAAAAAUCCUGAGUGUAAGGGCUGCAUUGCCUUCCCCAUGCAUUGUGCUAUAAAAACAAAUGGAGCAGCAAACUGCAUCCUUAAUACGUUUUUCGUUUUCUUGUCUUGAAUUUCUUUGGCUAUGAUCCCCUGAGCACCACUUUCAUUAUGCUUGCUUUUAUUUGCUUCCCGUUUGAGACGUUCAUUUAUUGUGAAAUAAAGUUCUGGUGUGACGGCA
Molecule: messenger RNA, 2716 nt
Organism: Leptonychotes weddellii (Weddell seal)
Lineage: Eukaryota; Metazoa; Chordata; Mammalia; Carnivora; Phocidae
Source: RefSeq, a predicted model, not a curated record